CAUCUUCUCUGGAAGAGCCACGCUUGGACACCACUCUGGAAACCACUCUUGAACUCAAACGAUAAAUAUCGAGGUGAAGAUGAGGAAGACCACGGCCUUCUUCGUGCUGGUGGCCUCCAUGUUGAUGCUGCUCCAGGGUACAAGGACUGAGCAUGUGGUGCCCCGAGACAACCAGUUCAUACCAGCUCCCGAAGAGAAGGGCUAUACCGAAGUACUAAAGACAAAGGCAGACAGCUUCGUUAAAAUCUUCUUACAGAACGUACCAAACGAAGAUGAACCAAAGCCAGUUACUUCAAGAGGGCCAGAAGACACGAAGAUCAACGAACCAAACUCUGUAAGUGAAAACAAUGCAAUGGAAGAAGCCAACACCAAGGAGAGCCUCAAUAAUUUUGUGGCCAUGCGAAUGUCACGACGAAAUCUGAGGAAAAACGGACUGCGUAGAAGUUCAAUGCAAAACAAUGUUGGAGAACGACGUGUGAUGUCAGCAAGGCGAUCCUUGUCAAGAGAAACCCGUGAUGCAGAAUGGCGCGUGAUGUCGGCCAGAAGCAGACGCGAAUCUCCAGAGACCAGGCGAUCCUUGUCAAGAGAAACCCGUGAUGCAGAACGGCGCGUGAUGUCGGCCAGAAGCAGACGCGAAUCUCCAGAGACCAGGCGAUCCUUGUCAAGAGAAACCCGUGAUGCAGAACGACGUGUGAUGUCGGCCAGAAGCAGACGCGAAUCUCCAGAGAGUAGACGAUCCUUGUCAAGAGAAACCCGUGAUGCAGAACGACGUGUGAUGUCGGCCAGAACCAGACGCGAAUCUCCAGAGACCAGGCGAUCCUUGUCAAGAGAAACCCGUGAUGCAGAACGGCGCGUGAUGUCGGCCAGAAGCAGACGCGAAUCUCCAGAGAGUAGACGAUCCUUGUCAAGAGAAACCCGUGAUGCAGAACGACGUGUGAUGUCGGCCAGAAGCAGACGCGAAUCUCCAGAGGCCAGGCGAUCCUUGUCAAGAGAAACCCGUGAUGCAGAACGACGUGUGAUGUCGGCCAGAAGCAGACGCGAAUCUCCAGAGACCAGGCGAUCCUUGUCAAGAGAAACCCGUGAUGCAGAACGGCGCGUGAUGUCGGCCAGAAGCAGACGCGAAUCUCCAGAGAGUAGACGAUCCUUGUCAAGAGAAACCCGUGAUGCAGAACGACGUGUGAUGUCGGCCAGAAGCAGACGCGAAUCUCCAGAGACCAGGCGAUCCUUGUCAAGAGAAACCCGUGAUGCAGAGCGACGUGUGAUGUCGGCCAGAAGCAGACGCGAAUCUCCAGAGACCAGACGAUCCUUGUCAAGAGAAACCCGUGAUGCAGAACGACGUGUGAUGUCGGCCAGAAGCAGACGCGAAUCUCCAGAGAGUAGACGAUCCUUGUCAAGAGAAACCCGUGAUGCAGAACGACGUGUGAUGUCGACCAGAAGCAGAAGCGAAUCUCCAGAAACCAGGCGAUCCUUGUCAAGAGAAACCCGCGAUGCAGAACGACGUGUGAUGUCGGCCAGAAGGAGACGCGAAUCUCCAGAGACCAGGCGAUCCUUGUCAAGAGAAACCCAGGCCAGGCGAUCCUUGUCAAGAGAAACCCGUGAUGCAGAACGACGUGUGAUGUCAGCCAGAAGCAGACGCGAAUCUCCAGAGACCAGGCGAUCCUUGUCAAGAGAAACCCCGACCAGGCGAUCCUUGUCAAGAGAAACCCGUGAUGCAGAACGACGUGUGAUGUCGGCCAGAAGCAGACGCGAAUCUCCAGAGAGUAGGCGAUCCUUGUCAAGAGAAACCCGUGAUGCAGAACGACGUGUGAUGUCGGCCAGAAGCAGACGCGAAUCUCCAGCGACCAGGCGAUCCUUGUCAAGAGAAACCCGUGAUGCAGAACGACGUGUGAUGUCGGCCAGAAGCAGACGCGAAUCUCCAGAGACCAGGCGAUCCUUGUCAAGAGAAACCCGUGAUGCAGAACGGCGCGUGAUGUCGGCCAGAAGCAGACGCGAAUCUCCAGAGAGUAGGCGAUCCUUGUCAAGAGAAACCCGUGAUGCAGAACGACGUGUGAUGUCGGCCAGAAGCAGACGCGAAUCUCCAGAGGCCAGGCGAUCCUUGUCAAGAGAAACCCGUGAUGCAGAACGACGUGUGAUGUCGGCCAGAAGCAGACGCGAAUCUCCAGAGACCAGGCGAUCCUUGUCAAGAGAAACCCGUGAUGCAGAACGGCGCGUGAUGUCGACCAGAAGCAGAAGCGAAUCUCCAGAGACCAGACGAUCCUUGUCAAGAGAAACCCGUGAUGCAGAACGACGUGUGAUGUCAGCCAGAAGCAGACGCGAAUCUCCAGAGGCCAGGCGAUCCUUGUCAAGAGAAACCCGUGAUGCAGAACGACGUGUGAUGUCAGUCAGAAGCAGGCGCGAAUCUCCAGAGAGUAGACGAUCCUUGUCAAGAGAAACCCGUGAUGCAGAACGACGUGUGAUGUCGGCCAGAAGCAGACGCGAAUCUCCAGAGAGUAGACGAUCCUUGUCAAGAGAAACCCGUGAUGCAGAACGACGUGUGAUGUCAGCCAGAAGCAGACGCGAAUCUCCAGAGACCAGGCGAUCCUUGUCAAGAGAAACCCGUGAUGCAGAACGACGUGUGAUGUCAGUCAGAAGCAGACGCGAAUCUCCAGAGAGUAGACGAUCCUUGUCAAGAGAAACCCGUGAUGCAGAACGACGUGUGAUGUCGGCCAGAAGCAGACGCGAGUCUCCAGAGGCCAGGCGAUCCUUGUCAAGAGAAACCCGUGAUGCAGAACGACGUGUGAUGUCGGCCAGAAGCAGACGCGAAUCUCCAGAGACCAGGCGAUCCUUGUCAAGAGAAACCCGUGAUGCAGAACGACGUGUGAUGUCGACCAGAAGCAGACGCGAAUCUCCAGAGACCAGGCGAUCCUUGUCAAGAGAAACCCGUGAUGCAGAACGACGUGUGAUGUCGACCAGAAGCAGACGCGAAUCUCCAGAGACCAGGCGAUCCUUGUCAAGAGAAACCCGUGAUGCAGAGCGACGUGUGAUGUCAGCAAGGCGAUCCUUGUCAAGAGAAACCCGUGAUGCAGAACGUCGUGUGAUAUCGGUCAGAAGAACUGCUAUAAAGCGAUUCGGCAUGAAAGUAGAAGGACAGAGAGUUUCUGUGGAUACCAGCCUGAUUAAGCUGAAGCGGAAAAUGGACAUACAAUUCAUUGGUGCUAAAACUACUAUUCCUACGAAGACCGUAUCUUACGGCAACAACAGGAGGUUUGAAGGACUUUGGAACAUUCCAGCUGUCUGGACGAAAACCGCAAAUCGAGAAACAGUCUUUGACGGAUGGAUGGAGCUGAGCAGAAGCCUCGUUAUCGGUGUCAUUGGCCUGCUGGGGGUCCGGUCCCGUAGCGGUCCGAAAUCUGUGAUAUUUUAACGCCGAGUUACCAAAGUGCGACCCCAGAACCGGAAGUCAUGAGAACAAAAUAUCCACGAGCCGUUAGCUUAAUCAUGCAAACUAGAGUCUAACUUUACAUGUUAUUGAUAACUUGAAAUCUUUGAAAAUAAUUCAUUAAUCGAUUGAUGCGGAACAGGCCAUUAACGACCAUCAGCCUUUUUAGCUGGUGGUUUUGCAAAAAAAAAAAUAAAUAAAUAAACUUGUUGAAUGAUUUGACCAGUUGCCUGCAAACCACGAAAUCACGUUUCAGUAAAACCAAUACCAUUAAGACGGAUCGACACCAAGUGAUUCUCCAGUAUUCAGAAAUACGAAUAAAAAGUGAAUAUCCUGCUAUAUGUGAUAUGUGGCAUAAAAUACGUUGUGAAGUUGUGAACAUCUUAAUCGUCAGUAUCGAAUUCAACGGUUCAGAUAAAUUUCUCCAGUUAUAUAUCAAGGAACUGACAAGAUCGAAUUUAUGCUUAUUGGCCUAUCGGUAAAUCUGUUGUAAGAAUUAGUGUACAGGUUAAUAUCUUGCAUUUAUCCACCGAUUCAAUGCAAAAGAAGCAGAGCUCCUGAGAAUUAGUUCUCAUAUGGAUAAGCUAUUAUGUAUCCCUGAAUUUCAACACAAAACCUCGACCUAUUUCCGUAAAUAUACAUGUUAUAUACAUAUACAAGUUAUGUCUAUAGAUUUUAUCCAGUUUCAAUAAAGCCAAAUUUUUAU
Messenger RNA from Liolophura sinensis, 4124 nucleotides. RefSeq names its product serine/arginine repetitive matrix protein 2-like. Bases 80 to 3403 code for a protein of 1107 amino acids. NCBI's taxonomy places the organism in Eukaryota, Metazoa, Mollusca, Polyplacophora, Chitonida, Chitonidae. The record is from RefSeq and is a predicted model, not a curated record. The transcript is spliced from 7 exons.